AUGUCAAAUACAGCUCCAUGUGAUCAUUAUAGUUCGACUUCGGCAAGCCAUGCUCGAAGUAUCAACGUCGGCAUUGAUUCCGGCUUUACAAAUGAUCCAGUUCAUCGCGGCUCAUUGACACCUACAGAAUUAGAUGCCAUUCAUCAAACAGCUAGUUUCAAAAAAGCUGUGCAACUUCAAAAAGAAGAUGAUCAUGAUUUGGCUGCCAAAAUGAAACAAAUAAAACGAGCAAACGAAUCGAACAAUUGUUUGUUUGUUUUUUUUUUCUACUAA
Molecule: messenger RNA, 273 nt
Organism: Adineta ricciae
Lineage: Eukaryota; Metazoa; Rotifera; Eurotatoria; Adinetida; Adinetidae
Source: the annotation of a GenBank genome assembly